Molecule: messenger RNA, 5220 nt
Organism: Plectropomus leopardus (leopard coralgrouper)
Lineage: Eukaryota; Metazoa; Chordata; Actinopteri; Perciformes; Serranidae
Source: RefSeq, a predicted model, not a curated record
CCUCAGACUGAGGAGACCAGCGCCUAUGUGAGGUUCCUGAAGACACUCAGAGAAAUGGUAACUACUCCCUAGCGGUGGUUUUGUGUGGGCUGCCUGGGAAAGUCUGCGGAGAGGGAGAGGGGGGACAAGCCGAGCCGGAGACGAGAGAUCAUGGCGGCACCUCUCGGACGGGACACCCUACCUGACCACUGGUCGUAUGGAGUUUGUAGAGACGGACGGGUCUUCUUUAUUAAUGAUAAAACUCAAAGCACCACUUGGCUACAUCCACGCACGGGUGAACCUGUUAACUCGGGACACAUGAUACGGUCAGAUUUGCCAAGAGGAUGGGAAGAGGGUUUCACGGACGAAGGAGCCAGCUACUUCAUCAAUCACACCCUGAGGGCUACAUCAUUUCGGCACCCUGUGACCGGACAGAUAUCCCCUGAAAACACAGAAUACACACUACAAGACAGGAUAGAAGCCCGUAUGUCCAAGUCAGCGGCCAAUCAGAGAUCCCCGAGCAUGGUCACAGAGUCCUCCAAGCCUGUGACCUCAGCAGCAGUGGAUGCCACCUCAGGGUCAAAGGGCUCCAGAGGUACAGGGAAAGUACACAGUUUUGGCAAGAGGGAUCAUGCUAUUAAAAGAAACCUCAACAUCCCAGUGGUGGUGAGAGGCUGGCUCUAUAAACAGGACAGCUCUGGAAUGCGACUGUGGAAAAGGAAGUGGUUUGUUUUGUCAGACUACUGCUUGUUUUACUACAAAGACAGCCGAGAGGAGACGGUGCUCGGAAGCAUUCCUCUGCCAAGUUAUGUCAUUGCACCAGUUGAGCCUGAUGACCACAUAAACCGCAAAUACGCUUUCAAGGCGAGCCAUACAGGAAUGCGCUCCUACAUUUACAAUAAGAACUCUGUGAUUGGCUCACAGGCAGAACACUGCGGGAUGCGGACAUAUUUCUUCAGUGCGGACACACAGGAGGACAUGAAUGGCUGGAUCCGGGCCAUGAACCAGGCUGCGCUGAUGCAGCAGAGUCACACUAUAAAGAGAGAGGUGGAGAACCCAAAGAAGGCUGUGCAGCAGGCUGUCCCACAGACCAACCAUGUCCACUUCAACCAGAACUCAUCUCAGUCCGAAAGCCUUCGCAGGGCAGACCGAGAGGAACCUCCGGAUAAUGGUACCCAACUGGCUCACGGGGAUGAGGUGAGGUAUGGAUUAGAGAUCCAAGGGAGACCAAGCCAGUCAGCCACUGCAGAGGAGAGAGCAGAGAGACUCUCCCCAGACUCUGUGGAUGGUGCCGCCCACAAGAACGGACAGCAAACUGUCAUCCAAGUGGCUCUGCCACCAGAGCAGAAUGGGAAUCUCGUCUAUCAGAGGGGCUUUGUUUCGCGGGCAGACACUGAGAAACAUGUACAGAGGAGGAAUACACUGGCUCAGGUGGAGCAGUGGGUCAAAGUUCAAAAAGGAGACCCACCAAAGAGUGCUCCCUCUGCUGAGUACAACCUCCCUCGGCGGACUCCUCCAUUAAAGCCCAAAGCCAACACAGCGGAUGCCACCUAUCAGUCGUUGCCAAAGUCUCCCCGUCUCCCAUCUGGCAGCAACUCUCCUCCAGCAUCAUGCAACCUGCCCAGUGACUACAAGUACGCCCAUGACCGGCUUAGCCACUUCCGCAUGUCCACCGAUGAGCGCAUGGCCACCAAGGAGGGGAUGGUGUGGCAGCUGUACGAGUGGCAACAGCGGCAACAGUUCCGUCACGGCAGCCCCACCGCUCCUAUCUACACCGGCCCUAACUUCACAGACUCCUCAUCUUUUAGAGUUACAGUGGAGAUGCCACGAUCCAUCUCUGUCCCUCCGUCCCCUUGUGAAGUCCCACCAUCAGUACCCUCCUCUUUCAAACCCCUGUCCCCUCGCAGGCCUCACACUCCUUCAGACAGACGCACAGUAAGGCCCCUGGACGAAGUGGCAACUGGGGACAGCACAAGAUCCAGCUCCCCCGGCCAUAUUUGUGCCCAUCUCUCUCAGACUUCCCAAAUAGAAAGAAGGUCGAUGCCAGCCAUGGGCUACAUCACACACACUGUCAGUGCACCCAGCUUGCAUGGAAAAACGGCUGAUGAUACUUACAUACAACUGAAGAAGGACCUGGAGUAUCUAGAUCUGAAGAUCCAAAGUAUUGACCCGAUGACCGUUUCAGUACACAAUGUGUUUGAAAACUCCACUCCACAGAGUUUUGGGUACUGUUGGAAUGUGACUGGACGUGAGAGUUUAAAAACAGAAAGACCAUCAAGGCCUGUGAAAAUAGCAGAAAGUGAUGCUGAUGUAAAAUUAAGUCGACUGUGUGAACAAGACAAGAUUCUACAGGAGCUUGAGGCCAGGAUACGCAAUUUGAAGGAAGACAAGGACAAGCUAGAGUCAGUGCUGGAUGUUUCCCACCAGCAGAUGGAGCAGUACAGAGAUCAGCCCGCCCACGCUGAGAAGAUUGCCUAUCAGCAAAAAUUACUACAAGAGGAUGUGGUGCACAUCAGGGCUGAAAUAUCUCAAGUCUCCACAGAGAUGGAGAACGCCUGGAAUGAGUACAGCCGGCUGGAGAGAGAUGUGGACUGGCUAAAGUCGGCCCUGCAGGGACAGAUGAACCGAAGCGAUCUCUCUCAGCAAGACAAGGGUCAGAUCAGAAAGGAGCUGUGGAGGAUUGAGGAUGUUAUCGCAGGCCUCAGCACCAGUAAAGCCAACUACAAAGUCACUAUCUCCUCUGUUACCAACCCAGAGAGGAAAUUUGUGCCUUCAGUGUCAGCGUCAUCAGUGCCUUCAGUGUCUGGGAGCCCGUCUGCUAUGGAGAUAAGACUGUCCCAGCAGCCGCAGCAGCACAGCCCCCACCUCAGCCCCAGUAGCCACACUCCCACCCUUUCUUCCAGCCCCAGCCAGCAGCCCUUACACCACUCCACAACCAUCACCAGUGGGUUUAGAUGGGGUGAGGAAGAUGUGCCUCCCCGACCUCCUCUACCUCAGCUCUACAGUCCCGAUGAGCAUCCCCCUGCUGUGCCCCCGUUGCCCCGGGAGACAACUGUCAUCAGACACACAUCUGUGCGUGGCCUCAAACGACAGUCAGAUGAACGCAAAAGGGACAGAGAGAUUGGGCAGUACACUAAUGGAGACAGUAAGGUGGAACUGAGGCCUUUCCUGAGCGAUCCAGAGCUCGUAGGAGCUGGAGAUGGCUCCAGCCACAUCAGUGUAGUAGCAUCUAGACAUGACGGUUACCAGACGUUACCUAGCAGAGGAGCGGCUGGCUCUUCUCUUAGGCUAAAUCAGUCUUCGAGCAUCUCCUCAUAUGUGACCAUCCGAAGAGCAGCCUCAGCUGCCGGCGUGAAGGAGAGACCAAAAAGUGCCUUGGAGCGUCUGUACUCUGGGGACCCGGCGCAGCAGCAGAGGGGGAAGAUGAGUGCCGACGAGCAGCUGGAGAGGAUGAAGAGGCACCAGAAGGCUCUUGUGCGCCAGCGCAAACGCACCCUGAGCCACGGAGACCGCCACGCCUCUUCGUCGUCCCGCUCCUCGUCAACAUGCUCACGGCCACUUUCAGCAGACUUGGGAUCAUGGAAGAGAGAGCAGGAGUUUGACCUGCAGCUGCUGGAGAGGGCUGUUCAGGGGGAGGAGGCACAGGGAGUUAGGAGCGUUCAGGGGGAGGAAAGACCUCCCGAGCACAAAGAGAGACCCCGUUCCCACUCUGACGAAUGGCUGACCCUGCGCUCUACAGCCACAACUCCUCCCACCCAUGAGAUUGACCUGGAACCACUGGACUAUGACCUUGACCUUAACAAAGAGCUUUCCAAGCCUCAGAAAGUGCUGAUCCCGGAGCGCUAUGUGGAUUCAGAGCCUGAGGAGCCCCUCAGUCCGCAGGAAGUAGAGGAUCGCCAUCGUAAGGUGGAGCGCAUCAAGAGCAUCUUGGCAAAGUCCAGUGUGCAAAACCUAGCACCAGUGACCAUGGACAAGCCAGAGGUGGGGCUGGUGGCACUUGACUCAGCUCUGCACGAGCAGGAGAGGAUCAUCACCAUGUCCUACGCUCUGGCCUCGGAGGCUUCGCUCAAGAGCAAAUUAGUCACAGUUCCACCACAGGCUAACAUCCCCACCCCUCCUUCCCCACCCCCUCUUCCACCUCCUCCUCCUCCUCCUCUUCCUCCUGCUCCUCCCGUUCCUCCUGUAUCUCUGGCGCCACCCUCUCCGCUAAGCAACGGAAUUCACUACACGUUUGUCUAAUCCGAGAAAUAAAGUAAGGCCUAACUGCAUGUCUUACUUUGCUAAUGUUUUCGAGGCCUCACUAAUCCUCUCUAACACUGUGCUACCGUGCGCUUUGCACCUCACUGCAUGCUUGCUGCUCUGUUGUGAUUGUAGGAAACACAUCUUGUUGAGGUUAGGGAAGCCCUGCCCCUGCUCCCAUUAUAAUCAAAACAAACAUCUGCAGGCAGCCGGCUCAUCCCACUGUGAUAAUUGUGUGUAAACUGUUUUCCUUUUUUUUCUUUUUGUACAACUGCCAAAAUAUUUAUGGAUGGCUGAGGGAAGAAAGGAGUCGGACUCAAACAACAUGACUGUUUGUAGCAUUGUGUGUAAUUAACAAAAGAGACACCUUUUGAUUUAGCACCUUGACAGUUCAGCAGUCAGCACAGCUGCAUUCACAGCACCAAUUAGCUCCCCAUCUGUAGGCUGGCAGCGAGAAGUCAGAAAAAAACAGCAGAUAUCACUGUUGGUACUGUAAACACGGAGAAAGGAUCUGUGUCAUUUAACUGCCUUAUUAAAAAAAACUCCCAUCUAUCAGCCAAUAAAGAAGAAAUACUUAAUAACUAAUUUUAGUUUAUGUAAUUCAUUUUUAUCGAUGCAUGCAUACAUAAAAUAAUCAGAUGUACAAAAAAAAAAAAGAACACAGACAGUAACAAAGUGUCCAUUUAGCUGCAUUUGACUUUGAUCUUUUGUAUCAUGCAUUGUUCAUGUUAUGUCAGAGGAAGUGAAAGCAUGAAAUGACCCCUAAGUCUACCUGGCAUGACUUGAAGAUGGAAAAAUGAAAAUUCCUUUUACAGCACAAUUUUUUACGAGUUGAUUUCACUGAAAUGCGUCUUUUGUCUCAGGGCGUCAACUGUUUCACGUAAAAGCACAUAAAUACCAGACCUUUAGCCAAACAACAAAACCAUACCACAAAUACUACAACUUUCUAAACAGAUUACAAAUAGUGGAUACAAGUUAAUCAUUCCUGUUACAUUCAGUGUU